AUGGUGUCGGUGCCAGAUGAUGUAUCAUUUCAAUUCAUAAGGGGAAUUACUGAUGACUUCUCAGAGGAGCGCAUACUUGGCCAAGGAGCAUUCGGAGUUGUUUACAGAGGAGUCACUAAAGAUGGACAUGAUGUUGCUGUGAAGAAGUUGAAGCCUUGUCUUGCCGACCUAGGCAACAAGCAGUUUCGAAAUGAGUUUGAUACCCUCACGAAGCUGACCCAUCAAAACAUUGUAAAGGUUCUUGGCUAUUGUUAUGAAACAAAGAAAAAACCUUUUAUCAUGUUAGAUGGAAGUAAGCUUGCCGAGAAAGGAUGCAGCAUAAGUUUUUCUGAAAUGACAGUGCAGAAUAACAGUAUAGAGAUGAGAAAGGAAUCAAAGGAUAUCACAGUUCAGCACCAGAAUACUGAUCUAUUGUCGAGCCCAAGUUGCACUAAGCUAGAACUUAUUGAUGCACGAGAAACAUCAACAGAUGUAGUAGAAGAACUCAUAGUGGGGAGGGAACAAGAAAAAGGGAAAAUAAUAACUUCUUUACUUGAGAGCUCAUCAAAAAAGAUUUCCAUCCUUCCCAUACAUGGUAUUGGAGGCAUUGGCAAGACAACUUUUGCAAGAUUGAUUCAUAAUGAUCCAAAGUUCAAAUGUUACUCUAAAGCAUGGGUCCAUGUGUCACAAAGAUUUGACUUGAAUAAAAUUCAUGAGUCUAUUAUUUCACAACUAUCUGAAAAAGAUUAUCAGGCUAAUGAAAGACAUGUGGUACAUAGUUCCGUCACAAAGCUACUUCCUGGUAAGAAGAUUAUAAUUGUUUUAGAUGACCUUUGGGAGGAUAAUCAGUUCCAGUUGAUGGACUUGAAGGAUAUGCUAUAUCAUGAUGAUAGCAAUAUAAUUAUUUUAGUAACAACACGAAGUGAGAGUGUUGCAGAGAGAAUAUGUACAAACCAUCAACCAUACAAGAUAUUACCCUUGACGAACAAUAUGUGCUGGGAUAUAAUUAAACAAAGAAGUGGUUUUGAAGCUAGAGAUGACAAAGAAAAGUUGAGAGGUAUAGGACAGGAGGCUGAGAAGUGUGCUGGUGUGGCUUUAGCAGCUCAAUCUCUAGGAUUCACUUUGCGGGGCAUGAAUUUUGACCAAUGGAUGAAAGUGAAAGACAGUGAUAUAUGGAAAGAACAUAUUUCAAAGGAUAUCUCUUUGCCAAAUCAUGUUGUUGCAUCUUUGAUGUUAAGUUAUAGCUAUAUGGAUCUAUCUUUGAAGCAAUGCUUUACCUAUUGUGCAACCUUCCCAAAAGGUUACCCGAUAGUUAAAAGUGAUCUAAUUUACCAAUGGAUUUCUUUAGGUUUCAUAAAGCCAACAGAAUUACUCUCGGUUAUGGAUCUCUGCAAGAAGUAUAUUAUGCAGCUCCAAGGACUAUCUUUCCUUCGAGAGCCACCCAAGGGGGCAUGGCAAAAAGUGGAGGUAGUCGGUGUUGCGCCCUCUCUUGGUGUCUGCUUCCGAGCUAGUCCCCUGUCAGGUUUUGAAGCGGUUGGUGUAGUUGUCGACAUUGCUGGUCUAGCGCGCCUCCCAAAUUUGUCAUUGUGUGCCGAGGAUUACACUAGUCUCCGCAAACCAGAUGUUAAGGGUUUGCUCAAGGUGGCCAGCUAG
Miscanthus lutarioriparius is the source of this 1632-nucleotide messenger RNA. The record is from the annotation of a GenBank genome assembly. NCBI's taxonomy places the organism in Eukaryota, Viridiplantae, Streptophyta, Magnoliopsida, Poales, Poaceae.